UGAAUCUCUCUUUUACCGUGGGCACAAUGGCGGGUGAAACAGAGAAGGUCACCUCGGUUCCUGAAAGUCUCUUGAAAAAGAGAAAGCACUAUGCUGCAGUCAAGGCCCACCGUGUCAAGGCCCUGCGCGCAGAUAAAAGAACUCGCAGAGUCACCAGCAACUUGAUCUUUAAGAGAGCCGAGGCGUACCACAAGGAGUACAGGCAGCUGUACAGGGGCGAGAUCCGCAUGCACCGCAUGGCCCGCAAAGCCGGAAACUUCUACGUCCCUGCCGAGCCCAAACUGGCCUUCGUCGUCAGGAUCAGAGGUAUAAAUGGCGUGAGCCCCAAAGUGCGCAAGGUGCUGCAGCUCCUGCGUCUGCGCCAGAUCUUCAACGGCGUCUUCGUCAAGCUCAACAAGGCCUCCAUCAACAUGCUGCGUAUCGCCGAGCCCUACAUCGCCUGGGGUUACCCCAACCUGAAAUCUGUGCGUGAGCUCAUCUACAAGCGAGGAUUCGGCAAGAUCCGUAAGCAGCGCAUCCCUAUGACGGACAACGCUCUCAUCGAGAAGACCCUCGGUUCUUGCGGAAUCAUCUGCAUGGAGGAUCUGAUCCACGAGAUCUACACCGUGGGCAAGAACUUCAAAUCCGCCAACAACUUCCUGUGGCCCUUCAAGCUGUCGUCUCCCCGCGGUGGCAUGAACAAGAAGACCACCCACUUCGUGGAGGGAGGAGACGCUGGAAACCGCGAGGACCAGAUCAACAGACUCAUCAGGAGGAUGAACUAGGAGUGGAGCCGGACAUUUUUGGUGUGAUUAACAAUAAAAAUGUUUAAUACACA
Trichomycterus rosablanca is the source of this 817-nucleotide messenger RNA. It is a transcript of the gene rpl7, whose product is annotated as ribosomal protein L7. The coding region runs from base 27 to 764 and encodes 245 amino acids. Gene Ontology annotation, molecular function: structural constituent of ribosome; RNA binding. NCBI's taxonomy places the organism in Eukaryota, Metazoa, Chordata, Actinopteri, Siluriformes, Trichomycteridae. The record is from RefSeq and is a predicted model, not a curated record. Gene Ontology annotation, cellular component: cytosolic large ribosomal subunit. The transcript is spliced from 7 exons. Gene Ontology annotation, biological process: maturation of LSU-rRNA from tricistronic rRNA transcript (SSU-rRNA, 5.8S rRNA, LSU-rRNA).